Molecule: messenger RNA, 2838 nt
Organism: Marchantia polymorpha subsp. ruderalis
Lineage: Eukaryota; Viridiplantae; Streptophyta; Marchantiopsida; Marchantiales; Marchantiaceae
Source: the annotation of a GenBank genome assembly
GGAAUGCGGAGACAGAUGGCGCCGAAGAAGGAGAAGGAGGAGGAGGAGAGCGAGAAGAGGCGAAGGCCCGCGUCGGCAACGCUGCUGCAGCUGUUGCUGCGGAGCGGAGCUCGUCGACGGGACGGACGAGGAUCGAGCUCGACCUCGGAACUCUCGUCUUGAUUGAGCUCGAUCGUUCGGGUCGCCAUUUCGGCCAUCUUUGCCUUCACUUAUUCCGCGGCCGCGAACGGAGUGCUCUCAUUCGCUGCCUGCUGGAGGAGGAGGAGGAGGAGGAGGAGCACGGGAAGCGAAGCGCAGACACGGCUGGGGUGGAAGAAGAGGAUUUCUGGCUGGUUCGCUGGCAGGCAUCACUUGAUUUAUUGGCGCGGAAAUUGAUCGGACAAGGAGCAAGAGCGAUUCCAUCCUCUUCAGUUUCUUGGUAUCUCUCUCUCAGACUCAUCCUCGUCCCCUGUAUCUAUCACUUCCUCACUUUCCUUUCUUCCUUCCUUCGUUCUUCCUCCCUCGCCCGCUCGCCCACCCGCCUGCUUGCUGGCGCGCCCGUCCCUCGGUUUUUUUUUUGGUCCCCCGUGCGCGACGCCAGGGAGAUUCUCGUGGUUCCAAAGAGGGAAUUGAUGUGUGCGUUCGUCGAGAAGGAAGAAUGGAGGUGAGCAAGGAUGGAUUUCUGGAGAACGCGAUGGCCACGUGACUUCGUCUAAUUUGUACCCGGAGAUUGGAUCCGCGGGGCUCUGCUUCGUCGACAGGGGACUGAUGCAGAGAUCGCGGGUGAUGAGAUUGGUUUGGUGACAGGGGAGAUUGGACUGGACCGCGAAUGAACGGUCCGCCGGGAUAAACUUUGCUAGGCGCGCUCCCCGUGGUGUUCGGGGCAUGGAUGUGGACAUAGCACUUGCAAAGGACGGAAGCCUGUAAAUGAAUCGACCUGACCUCAAAAGUCCCAUGCAGCGAUCAGAAGUUUUACAGAGUAUUCUGACAGCGGAGGGAGUGUUCUGGACGUAGUAGUGGCGAUUCAAGUCUCUCGCGCGGGUUCAUCUUAGCUCUAUCGUCGAAGUCCGAUAUUGGUAACAGUUUUACAAUGAAUCCCCAGAGGUUUUGACCCAUUCAUACGGCCUAAAGUCCCGAGGUCCCGAGAAUCAGGAGAUUGAUGCAUGUCAGACUGAUUCUAGAAGUUACUUUGCUGAUGCCCGCCUCCUGUCGCCGAGAAGAUCGAAUUCCUGGAUGUCCAACCCUGGAAGAGUUGCACACGGUGCCCAGUCGCAGUCCACGGUCGCGAUCACUGACAUUUGUGCGGCUUGCACGCGCUUGUGACAUCACCACCACAAGCGGGUACGACAAGAAGUCUGUGGAAUCCUCACGAAUUCUUUAUUUCAUGGCUCACGAAUUAACAUUUCAGGAGAAGGAAAGAGACAUCGCGGGAUGUUGCAAUUUGGACACUUCUUUUAAAGAUGAGAUCCACAAAGAUCUCCUGAGCUGAAGUGCAGUGGAACCCGGAGGUCGAACCGAAUUGAACUGCCAAAAGUUUUGGUUGGGAGAAGGAUUAUCCCAAGUCAGGUUCGGAAAUUGCUGGAGCCAUGGGUGAGCACACCAAAAUCUUGCUCAAAUUGGAUCAACUUGUUCCAGCCACCGAGAAAAAUGAGUGGGAAACCAAGUCUACAUCCCUCUUAAGCUCAAAUGGCUUGUCGGGCAAGAUUGAUAAAGCCUCAGCCCCAACGGAUGUUUGGUCGAGGCAGCAAACUAUCGAAAUUCACAUCACUGCUCCAGAUGUUGCGGGCAUGGUAAAUACCAGGUUAAGGGGAACGGCAGUUUGGCUCCAUUUAAUCGCCGCAUUGAUCGUGGGAUUCAAUAAAGAUGCCUUCAGAAGUGAUUCGCGCUUCAACCAGCAGCCUUAUUUCAGUAAAUUGUUGACACUCAAUAUAGUCCUCUGCUUGUAUGCACUUCGAGUUUGGAAGCUAGGCGUUCGAAUGGAAAAGAAAAAGAGACCUCACAUCAGCGUAGUGCCACUGGGGUUUCUUUAUGUAUUUGAUCAGGUAUUCUCGUACUUGUUGAUCAUAGUCUGUUCCUGCGUUUGGACCGGUGUGAAGGACCAAAAUUGCCUGAACAAUUUCAGUCAGGGCUACUGCCAAAGGGCUCAAGCAGGAUUGGCGACGAGCUUCGUUGGGUGGUUGUUUUUGAUCGCCCCCAGUGUCGUCACCAGCCUCCGUCUUGCUGGAAAAUUACGAGACGCUUUGAUUGUAGCCAAGGCCACUGCAAGAUGGCAUAGAAAGCUGUGGCAAUAAUCUGUCUGUCUUGCUUCAUCCACUCCCUCCGUUGUUCUUUGUGCAGAAUUUGACGAUAACGCCCAUUUUUUCUGUCCGACAAGUAUAGCGAUCUAGAGCCUGCAGCUUUAGGUGAGAAAUGCAGUGAAUCUAUAAUCUCGGGCAAUGCAUUUGACAACCCACUGUUGGGUUGAAAGAAAGUCGAGAACCCCGCUCAGCAUGAGGGCAGCUAAAACAGGUCCGAAAGGAAAUACUAAGCAUGAGGACUUGGGAGAUAGUGAAUCUACGAGUCAGCAUGUUGCAGUGUAUGCACAGUCUAGUGGCUGUUUUGCUGCAAGUUCCACGGUUGAGUUUUAAGAAUAGUUGUAGAUUAGACAUGUGAAUGCCGCUGCGACCAGAUAAUGCAGCGAAAGCUCGUAGAGUUUCACCCUGCUUGGGUUUAUAUGUCUCAAAGCCACACUGUCAAUGACAUCUUGAGUGGUUUGGACACCCGAUGUCAUUUCUUGACUCUUGUUUGUAGGUCUACGGAAUCUAAUAGAGGUCCUUAUCGAGAGUUGCAGCUUCCAAGCUGCAUGAUUGUUGAGUUUCC